Messenger RNA from Candidula unifasciata, 286 nucleotides. NCBI's taxonomy places the organism in Eukaryota, Metazoa, Mollusca, Gastropoda, Stylommatophora, Geomitridae. The record is from the annotation of a GenBank genome assembly.
GAGACGGAGAGGUAACAAGCACAGCCACGGUAUGACCAAUGGUAACCGAAGAGAAUCGGAGUUUUCCGUAUUAGCGAGAAAUAACAGUACUACAAAUGGACCUACACUUGUUCUUGAGAAACCACCAUCAUACUCUAACAUGAGUGCCCUGUCCGCAAACGACAAGAACAGUGAGGAGAUCUACUACAACACGGUAUCGGAACCACAUAAGACUGCUAUUGCCGUGGAGGACCUUAGUACAUUCAUGCUAUCUCAUUCAAAGGAGUACUUUAUUGAACAGUUCAAG